Messenger RNA from Nerophis lumbriciformis (worm pipefish), 1298 nucleotides. Its product is annotated as methylmalonyl-CoA epimerase, mitochondrial-like. Lineage: Eukaryota; Metazoa; Chordata; Actinopteri; Syngnathiformes; Syngnathidae. The record is from RefSeq and is a predicted model, not a curated record. Gene Ontology annotation, cellular component: mitochondrion. Gene Ontology annotation, molecular function: methylmalonyl-CoA epimerase activity. Gene Ontology annotation, biological process: L-methylmalonyl-CoA metabolic process.
GUUCCGCUUAAACAUGGCGUCCGCGGUUCUGAAGGUUGCUGUUUCCAGUCUAUCCAGAUGUGCUCCGCUCAUUUUCCUGCGAGCACAUUCGACCACAGCAUCCCUUCAUCAGAACACCCCAAGGUCGCUGUGGAACCUGGGCAAGCUCAACCAUAUCGCCAUUGCCGUGCCAGACAUGGACAAGGCCACCGCUUUGUAUCGGGAUGUCCUGGGGGCCACAGUAAGUGAACGGGUGCCUCUGCCCGAGCAUGGUGUCUACACCGUGUUCGUGGAGCUCGGCAACACCAAGCUGGAGCUUCUCCAUCCUCUCGGGGAGAAGAGCCCCAUUGCUGGAUUUUUACAGAAGAACAAGGCGGGUGGGAUGCACCACAUUUGCAUCGAGGUUGACGACAUCAGUGCUGCGAUCAAAGACCUGAAAGCCAGGAACAUCCGAACUCUGUCAGCAGAGCCGCGAAUAGGAGCUCAUGGAAAACCGGUGAUGUUUCUUCAUCCCAAAGACUGUGACGGCGUGCUGGUAGAGUUGGAGGAGGCAUGAAGCAGAUGAAAGUACUUGCUUUUUUAAUAUAUUGUUUUGGCAGUUUUCCAUAGAGUUAUGAAUUAAGUCAUUUUUGUGUGCCAAUCAAGUCCGCCCUGGCCUAGAGUUAGGGAUGUCAGGCUCACAGUCUGGAGAUUCGAAUCUUAGCCUGUGUGGUGAAUACCCAUUAACCACGAGAGCAGUGCUUUUUAAUAAUUUUUUGUCAUGCUCGCCGCCCUAGGGGACAUCAUUUUCUUCACGCCCCCCUUAAAUUGAAAUAAAAUUCAGAACCUGUAUCAGUUGCUGGCACCAGCACCGACAUGCCACCCAGCUGAAGACAUGCCUGACACCUUCUCAUGCCUUUCCCACUAUAUAAGAAGUACUGGUCUAUUGAUUUUAACUUUUUAAAGGAUGUGUGUAUUUUAUGUAUGCAAGCCAAGGGCCAGAUCAGGUCCGCGAACAGGUUUUAUUCGGCCCGCGGGAUGAGUUUGCUAAGUAUAAAAAUGAACCUGAAAUGUUUCGAUGAAAGAAACAGCUGUUCUAAAUGUGUCCACUGGAUGUCGCAAUAGCAAUUCUUUGUAUCUUUGUAGAUGAUGCUACAUAUGUACAAAAUAAACCACGUUAGUACAUCAGUCGAGGAAAAAGAUUCAACUACAUAAAUAACAUCCUGUAAUUUGAUUUUGAUAUAUUUUUUUUAUCUUGAUUGAAAAUCAACACCAAUGAACAUUAUCACAUAAUUUAUUCAGAAAAUAUAAUUAACGACAAAAAAAGAUGAAAUACUAUU